AUGGUCAGUCUGGCCUUCGCCAUAGUGGUGGGCAACGUGGUCACGCUCACCGUCUUCAUGCAGACAAGACAGGUCCGUACACCACAGGGAUACCUCAAAGUCUCUCUGGCCAUAGCGGACAUGAUGGUUGGAGUGCUGGUGGUUCCUUUCUCUGUCUACACUGAGAUCUCUCUGAUGGUGACCAGCUCCUCUCCUGUCUGGUACCAGGGGGGCACUGACCCCUCCAUGGGGGGCCUGGUGGGACCCUGGCAGCCCUGCAUGCUGAUUGGUCCAGUCUUCGCUGGCUGUACGUUUGUCUCCAUCAGUACUAUUUUCCUGAUGACGGUAGAGCGCUGUGUGGCCAUCUUAUGGCCCCUACAUAAGGACCACCUGGUGACACGGAGACGCACCCUGUUUCUCAUCCUCUUCUCCUGGGCAGGCAGUUACCUUCUGGCCCUAGCCCCCCUCAUCCUCAGCAACAACUUCACACUGGAGUACAGUGAGUGCAGCCGGAUGUGUAACUAUGUCCCCCUGUGGGAUGGAGUCACUCUGCCCUCUGACGCCAACAUCCUCCUACUGUUCCCCGUGUUUGACUUUACGCUGCUGGGCGGCACCCUGGUAUUCAACAUCCUGUCCUUCACCAGCAUCCGCCGCUACACACGCAAACGUAAGCUCAUGUCAGAGGGGAAUGUGGGGGUCGAGGGAGGGGGAGGCGGCUGCCAACAUAGACCCUCCUUCUCUGACAUCAAGGCCGCCAAGACGAUCAGCAUUCUGACGUUUGCCUUCACGGCUUCCUUCACCCCCAUCGCUGUGUGUGUGGGCAACGUGGUGGGCUUCACCUGGUGCAACUUCUCCUUUGUAGCCUUCUGGAUCCUGACUGGGAACAGCUGCUGUAAUGUGAUAAUAUACAGCGUGAGAGACCAGCGCUUCAGGAAAGGAGUGACUCUGCUUUUUCAGAGGGAGCAUUCACCUACCCACGGGGAGAAAGGCGGAGCUACCCCCCCCACUCACCUUGUGACUACAACCCCACCUCCUUAA
This is a messenger RNA of Oncorhynchus mykiss (rainbow trout), 1017 nucleotides long. The record is from RefSeq and is a predicted model, not a curated record. Lineage: Eukaryota; Metazoa; Chordata; Actinopteri; Salmoniformes; Salmonidae.